AUGGGAAAAACAUCUGCUGAAGCCGACAGGAAAGACUUUGAUACACGCGAUGCCUCUUCAUUGUCGCUUCCUGCUGGUGCCCAUGACGCUGCCGAGCCGGUUGCCGACUCUGGAGAGGGCAAGCUGAAGAUGAUCGUAGGGCUUGUGAAGAAGUGCUUGGGAGUUAAAGAUAUCGCGACCAUGCGUAUUUCUUUACCAGCUUCCCUCCUGGAGCCAAUCCCCAAUCUAGAGUACUGGAACUAUCUAGAUAGACCUGAUGUUUUCGCAACAAUAAACGACUCCGACGACAAUCUGAUGAGAAUGCUGGCCGUACUCCGCUUCACGUUUACCAAGGAUCUCAAGUUUGUUCACGGCAAGAUAUGCAAACCAUACAACUCGGUCCUUGGGGAAUACUUCCGAUGCCAUACAUCUGUCACUCCAUUGAAGUAUCCUGCCAACCCUAACGAGCCACCUAUUUUCCCGGCCCAUACGCUUAUUUCCUCUAAUUCCUCCCUCGCUCCACCCGACCAAGUUCCGAGUGAAACUGCCAGCGUCCGUUCCACUACAUCCACCAGUGGCCCCAAUGCCGCCCGUUCACAUAAGCACCGAUCAAGCGCUGGCGCAGCAGCCGGUAUACCCGGAUCGGGGGAUGACUCUAACGAAGUCGAGGGCGCUUCGGCAGGCGAUGAUCGAGUUCGUGUAGUGUUUCUAACUGAGCAAGUCUCGCACCAUCCACCCAUUUCCAGUUUCUAUAUCACAGCUCCAGAGCGGGGCAUCGAAGCGUGUGGUGUAGACCAGAUAUCGGCAAAGGUCGUAGGCACAUCCGUCCGCGUAACUCCUGGAUCUUCAAACAAGGGCAUUUUCAUUAACAUUACCAAAGGGCCAGGGAACGGGGAAAAGUAUCGUGUAACCCAUAAUUCCGCCAAUGUCAACGGGGUCCUACGUGGGCAGUUUUAUGCUACGAUGAGUGAUUCUACCAUCGUCACUUGUGACCGCCCAGGAAAUGAUAGCCUGCGGGCUAUCAUUGAGUAUAAGGAAGAGUCUUGGAUUGGCAGGUCGCAAUUCCUUGUUGAGGGUGUAAUUCAUUCAUACAACCCAUCGGAACCCGAUGAAUGUGCAUCAUGGACGAAGGUCAAGAGCGUUCCCCAGUCACGUGUGGUCGCUACUUUUGAUGGCACCUGGCGAGGUCUGAUCAAGUGGAAGCGUGUCGGAUCGUCGGAAACUUACCCACUGGUUGACCUCUCUAACCUCGCGGUGCUUCCCAAACAUGUUCGCCCUGUCGAAGAGCAAUUGCCGAACGAGUCUCAUCGACUGUGGGAGCAUGUAACCAAGAACCUUCUAUCCAAGAACUACAGCGAAGCAACCCGUGUCAAGCAAAACAUCGAGCAGCAACAAAGGGAUGAUGCUGCCUCAAGGAAAGCGAGGAAUGAAGAGUUCGUACCCGUGUAUUUCGAGCAGGAUAUCUCAAACGGACAACCAGUUCUGACUGCUGAAGGACGCAAGGCCGUGGAGGAGGAACUGACGUUGGCUGCUUCCUUGCCAGUCUCGUAA
This is a messenger RNA of Rhizoctonia solani, 1530 nucleotides long. Its product is annotated as oxysterol binding protein. The coding region runs from base 1 to 1530 and encodes 509 amino acids. Gene Ontology annotation, molecular function: sterol binding. Gene Ontology annotation, cellular component: membrane; cytosol; intracellular membrane-bounded organelle. Gene Ontology annotation, biological process: maintenance of cell polarity; exocytosis; piecemeal microautophagy of the nucleus. Lineage: Eukaryota; Fungi; Basidiomycota; Agaricomycetes; Cantharellales; Ceratobasidiaceae. The record is from RefSeq and is a predicted model, not a curated record. The transcript has 11 exons.